Sphaerodactylus townsendi is the source of this 4124-nucleotide messenger RNA. RefSeq names its product ring finger protein 4 (gene RNF4). Gene Ontology annotation, biological process: positive regulation of transcription by RNA polymerase II. The coding region runs from base 390 to 1181 and encodes 263 amino acids. The record is from RefSeq and is a predicted model, not a curated record. Lineage: Eukaryota; Metazoa; Chordata; Lepidosauria; Squamata; Sphaerodactylidae. The transcript is spliced from 2 exons. Gene Ontology annotation, molecular function: zinc ion binding; transcription factor binding.
CCGCUUUCCCACAAUGGCGGACGCGCUCCGGCUCCCACUUCCGCUCCGCGGCUCCCUGACCUUCCGCUCUUCCCCCCUCCUCCACUGACGACGUCGCAGGCGACCUUUCCCUUUCCGUCUCCGCCUCACGUCACGUGAAGGAGAGAAAGAUAUUUGCGCAUGCGCCAGAGUCUCCUUAGGUUACCCGUAUGUUCUCCAGUUGGAGACUGCCGAUAACAGGCGAUUCAAACAGCGCCGGGUGCUGGAGAGGCGCAUGCGCGGUCCUGCCUACUAAAGGUAGGGUGGACUGACGUUAAAUUUUCUUCGUACUUCUGUGGGAAGCUGCUAGAGGGUAGGAGUGGAAGCGUAUCCUUUGAUGUUCAUUUGGGAGCUUGGCCUGUCUGUGAACCAUGAGUCCGACUGAUGCCAAACGCACUGGAGCUAAGCGCAGGAAGAACAAAAGUCUAGCUAACAGCGUGCAAAUCAAGUCUGCUGGGUCUGCUUCCUCAGCCACCAUCUCUUUCUCCUCGCCAUCCACUUCCACUGUGGCCUCUUUCUCUCCUGCCACCGGUAGUGAACUUCUGGUAACUGCUGAAGCUGCCUCCAUAAUUUCCAGUGAGAGCAUGAGAAAGUCUAAAGUCCCCAAAAAGCGUUGCGGAGGAACUGUUAAUUCUAGGCAAACGCGCAUGCAAAGUCGAAUGGCUGCUGUAGAAGUGUCUUCACAAAUGGAGCCAAUUGACCUUGAAGAAAGUGCUUGUGAAGAAGUAGUAGAUCUCACUUGUGAAACUUCAGAACCAGUAGUAGUUGACCUUACACACAAUGAUUCUGUGGUGGUGGUUGAAGAGCAUGUGCGGCAACAGCAGAAUCGAAAAUUAAGGCAGCAUCUUCCUGACAGCUGUGUAUUAAGUAGUGAUGAUGAUGAACCAAGAGACAAUGAUGUUGUGCUGACUAGUACUUUGUCGAGAGAAUUGGAAUUGAUGGAAGCUGGAGUUACAGGCUCAAGGCGUUCCGGUACUGUGAGCUGCCCAAUUUGCAUGGAUAUCUAUUCGGAAAUUGUACAGAGUGGACGACUCAUCGUGUCAACAAAAUGCGGUCAUGUCUUCUGCAGCGAAUGUCUCCGUGAUGCUCUAAGGAAUGCCAACUCUUGUCCAACAUGUAGGAAGAAACUUGGCUGCAAGCAAUAUCAUCCUAUAUAUAUAUGAAGUUUCAGGUUGUUCUCAGAAGAAUUCACAUCGUGCUUCUGAAGAAUAUUUCCUUAUAUGUCUGCAAAUAAAUGAUUACAAAUUGUAAAUAUUGCCUCAGUGUAACUUUCCAUGAGCCUGCCCUAUUAUAUGAAGCUCACUAUUGGCUUUACAAUUCAUCAACAUCCACUGAUGUUGAAGAUCAGUAAUGACAGCCACUUGGUAUUUUUAUACUGUUUUGAAAGUAUUUCAGUGGGAAUAUCUGUGGUACUUUGACAGUGCAAUCUAUAGAGAAAGGGGCCUGCACUGGUGUAGAUAUCACCUCAAACUAGCAUAAGUGGCAUUUACGCUGGUGCAAAGGCACAUAUGCUAGCACCAGUAAACUGCAGCACCCAGGCACCAGCACUCUUCUGGCGCAGAGGCUUGCAUUAGAGCCAGUGAGGACAUUCCCAGGUGCAGAGCUGACUAGUCAGCAUCUUGAGGGCUUUCAGCCAGGGAACACCCCCUUUAAUUUCCAGUGACUUAUGUCACUUGAAAGGCAAGCACAUCCCAUUUGCUUGCAGCUCCACUAAUAAAUUUCUUCUCUCUUUAAGCAUCCUGCACUGCUGAGAUCCUCUUUGGAGCACUCCCUUUCUCUGUGGAUUGGGUUGUAAAAGGGAUAAAUGACCAUGUGUUUGUUCAAUACUUGAAAAUCAUAAUCAUGGUAAUACAAAGUAAAGCUAGCAGAUAACCAGAAAAACUGCUACUUCUAUAAAUCUGUAAGAAUUCCAAGGAGACUAGUCUUCAUCACCAUGCUUCAUCUCACUUUUAUUGCAAAUGUGAUGCUCUGAUAAUUUGUUUUCUGUUGGAAUCACUGUAGAAGACACAAAUGAUAUUUGGAAGAAACACUCAGCUUCCUAUAGCCAUAAUCUAUUGUGAAAUAAUCUUCUGUGUAUUCAGCAGCUUUACAGCAAAGAAAGUUUAAACCUUACCCUUUCUCUCCCAGGCAGGACUUACAGUAACAAACUUUGGACCCUGCAAUAUAUUCCUAGUAAAAUGAUACACAUGGUGAAUGAUACUCUGAUGAUCUCUUCAAUAAGUUUAUGUUACUAAUUCUAAAACAGAUAGUUGAUCUUAAGCACAUCUCAGUCUUCUGCUGAACAAAAGCGUCUUCCGUACAAUUCUUAAACUUUGCAAACCAUGGCAUUGCUGUUCAUUGAGGCACUGACAAGCACCCUAAUAUUAAAUCUGACCUUUAAAAAACAGAUAAAUUUGAGUGAAACAGUUAGGUUAAGUUUUGGCACCAGAUGAAAUGGUAAGAAUAGAACAUGUUCUUGUUUAAAUCUUAGGAAUUAUAUUCUGUUACAUCAAAGAGAGUUUAAUUCAGCAGUUGCUGAAUUACGAACUAGUUUGGCUUUUUGCAGGCUUUAUCUUGCUUCACUGUCUUAGAAAAGCUGCUGGAGUGUCCUGAAAUGUUCCCAAAAUUUCCGUUUCGGAAACUUUACAGGACAGUUCAUCCUUUUGAGCCUCACCACCAUAAAGAUGAAGUUUUUCCUCCAAAAUGGACAGACUCUACUUAGUUACUUUCAUCUUCCAAAACCAAAAGUGUAGCAUCAUAUUGUAACUUCAUUGUAAUAGCUUGAGUGUGAUUAUAUUGCUUCUGUGUAUAGGAUCCAGAGCUGAAAAAGGAUACCCAAAUAAAAUACAUUCAGUUACUUUUUAUGCAAGUUAGUUCGCCACUUGUGCCUGGGAGAGUAUCAUCCAAAGAUGGCAACAGUUGUUUAUCAUAUUUGUUAAACCAUUACAACUACAAAAAGCAGUCACAACUGUGAGUGCAUUGUAUAAGCUGACUAAUGUAUUGCCUAUCAGCAGCCUAAAGUAGGACUUUGAAUUUUAUUUUGCUUCUGCACUCAUGAGGGGGGAAAUAUUCCAGUUCAGUUGAUUGAUGAAGUUGUAAAGGAAAUAGCCCCAAAUCUGAUUGACUGGCAGUUCACCUGUUAUACCACAAAAAAAUGGUAGAGUUUUUGUUUUGCAGUGUGAUGAUAGAAUAGAGAACUCAGUUCUUCUAAUCUGUAGUUAAGGGUAGAAUUAUAAAGUAUUUUCUAAAGUAGCAUAUUUUUGUCUGUUGUGUUUCUAUGAUUUUAUGAAUUAAGAUGUUCUUGUUAAAAAGAUUGGGGCAUCAACCAUUAGUCUGUCAUAGAGUACUUAGCUGUAAACCUAGCAAACCCUGACAAAAAUCUCAUUUGCUAACACCUCAAGUUUAAAAGAUAGAUAAUUGCUACAUAGGACAGCCAUAAUAUCCAACCAUGUGCUGGAAGUAUUUUUUUUUUUUUACAUUCGUCAUUAGGGUUUGGGACAUUAGGUUUCUCUCAGUCAGGAGAUGGCUAUUGAUAGUUACACCAUUAGAGAGGCUGCAUAUGACAGGCUGCUCAACCAACAUUAGCUUUGAAAACCUCUGUAGAAUAUGUUGAUCGCAGGGUAUUUUUUUGAUGAAAGAUGACUGAUCAAAUCUUCAACCUCAGUCAUUGUUAAAGAAUGCAGUGGAAUUAAUUUGUUCAUUUUGAAAUGUACUGUUAAGGAUGUGGUGCCUCAAACCUCUUGUUAAAUGUGGCAGAACAAAGUAUUUCACAAUCCCAGAAAAAUGUUAAAUGCUACAGAACUGCCAUUACCAUAUAUUUGUUCGCUGUUUCAAACGUUAUUGAAGGUGGUGGGUUUUUUUUACUGAAAUUUUGCUGAUGGAGGGGAGGGGCUUAAUGUUGCCUGAUUUUUUUCCUCACUACAGACCCCUUUUGGGAACUGCAUGAUUCUGCCAGGGAAAACAAAGACUAAGUCAUUUCUGCUGUUGGAAAGGUGUCAGAAACCUAUCUUUUUACAAUAUCUUAGCUUGCAUAGCAGCAAAUAAAUUGAAGCAUAAUUACUUCUGAUGUUUGCUUUUUAGUUUUAAAUAAAAACUUGUAUGUGUAUUAAAGUUAACUAGAGCUUGUA